Molecule: messenger RNA, 4199 nt
Organism: Bombus huntii
Lineage: Eukaryota; Metazoa; Arthropoda; Insecta; Hymenoptera; Apidae
Gene: SMC2
Product: structural maintenance of chromosomes protein 2
Exons: 9
Coding region: 154-3687 (1177 amino acids)
Biological process (GO): chromosome organization
Cellular component (GO): chromosome
Molecular function (GO): protein binding; ATP hydrolysis activity; ATP binding
Source: RefSeq, a predicted model, not a curated record
UCAAAUGAUCACUCGGCGCGCCGCGACAAAACACCAAUCCAACUGACAGUAGCGCUUCCUGCACGCCUCUCCUCCCCUCCUCUUUUACCGUUUUCUUUAGUGCGAUAAGUGCAACUGAAGUGAUAUUUUCAAGUACAUUUACUUGACUGUACAAUGUAUAUUAAGUCUAUGGUAUUGGAAGGAUUCAAAUCAUAUGGAAAAAGAAUCGAAAUAAAUGGGUUCGAUAAAGAAUUUAACGCGAUCACAGGAUUUAAUGGUAGCGGGAAAUCAAACAUUCUCGAUGCAAUAUGCUUUGUUCUGGGAAUUUCGAAUCUUGGACAGGUGCGCGCAACAUCAUUACAAGACUUAGUUUAUAAAUCUGGUCAAGCAGGUAUAAAGAAAGCUAGUGUUACUAUAACAUUUGACAAUAGAGAUAGAAAUUCGUCACCUAUGGGAUAUGAACAUCAUGAAGAGAUAACAGUUACAAGACAAGUUGUAAUUGGUGGCAAAAAUAAAUACUUGAUCAAUGGAUCUAAUGUACAAAAUAAACGUGUCCAAGAUAUGUUUUGUUCUGUCCAAUUGAAUGUAAAUAAUCCACAUUUUUUGAUAAUGCAAGGAAGAAUUACGAAAGUUUUGAAUAUGAAGCCUAUGGAAAUUUUGUCUAUGAUAGAAGAAGCUGCAGGUACUCGAAUGUAUGAAAAUAAGAAAGAAGCUGCUUUAAAAACCAUAGAAAAGAAAGAUAGUAAACUAAAGGAAAUAAGUGAUAUUUUAAAAGAAGAGAUAGGACCAAAACUAGCAAAACUUAAAGAAGAAAAAACACAAUAUGUUGAGUUUCAACGUAUAGAAAGAGAAUUAGAUCACUGUAAGAGAAUUUACUUGGCAUGGAGAUACGUGACAGCCUUAAGAGAAUGUCAGAAUGCAGAAGAGAAUGUACAAAAUGUCAAAAAUAAAAUAGAAGAUAAAAAAAAAAGCAUUAGUGCUGGUGAUGAAGAACUUAAGAAUAUAGAGAAAGAAUUAGAUGAAAUGGCUAAAAAAAGGGAUGCAGAAGCAGGAGGUCAAUUAGAAUCUUUGGAGAAUGAAUUAAAAGAAGCAGAAAAGAAACAAUUUAAAUUGACAGCUGAAGUUAAUAGUAAUAAAGAAGAUAUUAAAACUGGCAAAAAAGAAAUAGAACAAUUAAAAGCUAAUGUAGUUGAUGAUGAAAAUGCUUUUACAUCAAAGCAGAAAGAAUAUGCCAAAGUUGAAGAUCUUUUUAGGAUAUUAAAAGAGACAGAUGAACAGGAUUGUAAGGCAGUAUUACUAGCGCAAGAAAAGUACCAAAAAAUUAGUUCUGGUUUGUUAGAAAGUCAAGAUGGCGAAAACGCAACAUUGGAACAACAAUUAAUAAGUGCCAAGCAAAAUGUAACAGAAGCACAAACGCAACGUAAGCAAUGUGAAAUGACAUUAAAUCAUAAUAGAGAACAACUAAAGAAAAGGAAAGUAGAUUUAAAAAAUACUGGAGACGAAUACAAAAAAUAUACUAAAGAUCUUGAAAACAAAGAAAAAGAAAUAAAAUAUUUAAAAAACGAAUUAAAGAAAUUAAAUUACGAAAAUGGAUCUGUAGAACGACUUAGAGAAGAAAAACGUGCACUAACGAACGAAGUAUUAACAUUGGAAGAAGAAGUGGAUCAUUUUGAAUCAAGAUAUCCUCAAAUUAGAUUUGAAUAUCAAAAACCAGAUCCUAAUUUUAAACAUGAUUCUGUGAAAGGAGUCGUAUGCAAAUUAAUCACAGUAAAAGAUAAAAAAGCAGCAUAUGCUUUAGAUAUAGCUGCAGGAGGGAAGUUAUAUAAUGUAAUAGUAGAUACAGAAACUACUAGCAAGAAAAUACUUCAACAUGGUCAGCUACAAAGACGUGUAACUAUUAUUCCUUUGAAUAAAGUAAAUGGAAGACCUAUGGAUAAUCAAUUAAUUAAUUUAGCACAGAAGAUAGGUGGUGUGGAAAAUGUUCAACCAGCAUUGUCUCUCAUAGAUUUUCCAACAGAAACUACACCUGCUAUGACUUGGAUUUUUGGACAAAUCUUUAUUUGUAAAGACAUUGAAACUGCUAAAAAGAUAGCAUUUCAUGAUAAUAUAAUGAAAAAGUGUGUUACUUUAGAAGGAGAUGUUGUUGAUCCUGCUGGUACGUUAUCUGGUGGUGCAGCAUUAAAAACUGGAUCAGUUCUUUUGAAAUUAGAUGAAUUAAAAACUGUACAAAAUAAAUUAAAUUUCAAAAAACAAGCGCUUCAAAAUGUUGAGUCUACAUUAAUGAAUAUAAACAGUGUUGCUGAAAAAUACACUUCAUUAAAACAAACGUUCGAUUUACGGAACUACGAAAUCGAUAUGGUGAAACAAAGAUUAGAACAAACAGAAUAUUAUAAAAUAAAAGAAGAGAUUGAAUCCUUGGAGAAAAGUAUCGAACAACUUUUGCAAACAAUGGCAGUGGCAGAAAAAAAUGAGAAGGAAAGUACUACACAUGCUCAAAAUCUGGAGCAUCAAUUGAAAGAUGCUGGUAAUAUCCGUGAAAGACAAUUAAAUGAAGCCAAAUCUGAAUUAGAAAAAUUAAAGAAAAAAGCUGAAAAUAGCCGUAAAGAGUGGGAAAAACGAGAACAAGAAGCAGAAGUGCUUAAGUUGGAAAUAGAAGAAUUACAGAAAAGUAUUGUAGCUGGGAAAGAACAGUUAGUAGCAUCCGAAGAAAAAUUGAAUGUAGUAGAAGAAAAAGUAACUGUGUUGGAACAAGAAUUAAAUGAAGUGAAAGCUAAUGUAAAACGAAUACAAUCCGGUAUAAAAGAACAAAAAGACAUUAUUAAUAAGCAAAAUGUUUAUAUGCAGAAGCUUAUGAUACGAAAAGAAGAUAUCAUAAAACAAAGUAAAGAAGCAGAAUUAGAUAUUAAAAAGCUAAACCAUGAAAUUAAUUCAAUUAAAAAUAUUGCUACAGAUUGUAAAGAAAAAGUUUCAGAACUUACACGGAAGUAUGAAUGGAUUGAAGAGAAUAAAAUUUAUUUUGGGAAAGCUGGCGGUAUUUAUGAUUUUAAUGUCAAUAAACCGAAUGAAAUGGAACAAAAAAUACAACAGCUGCAAUCAAUCCGUGAAAAUUUAAGCCGAAAUAUCAAUACACGUGCUAUUAGUCUUCUUGAUAAAGAGGAAGAACAAUAUAAUGAAAUGGUGAAGAAAAAGAAAAUAGUUGAAAAUGACAAACGAAAAAUAUUAGAGACAAUUAAACAUUUGGAUGAGAAAAAGAAAGAAACAUUAUUGGAAGCUUGGGAACAAGUAAACAAAGAUUUUGGAUCAAUUUUCAGUAGUUUACUGCCAGGAGCUGAUGCAAAAUUGCAACCCCCUGAGAAUCAAACAGUUACUGAAGGAUUAGAAGUGAAAAUUGCAUUUUCUGGAAUUUGGAAAGAAUCGUUAGGAGAAUUAUCUGGGGGACAAAGAUCUUUGGUUGCCUUGUCCCUAAUAUUGGCUAUGCUUUUAUUCAAACCUGCUCCACUUUAUAUUUUGGAUGAAGUUGAUGCUGCAUUAGAUCUUUCUCAUACGGAGAAUAUUGGUAUAAUGUUAAAAAAACACUUUAAACAUUCACAAUUUAUUGUUGUGUCAUUAAAGGAUGGAAUGUUUAACAAUGCUAAUGUAAUAUUUACAACUAGAUUUAUUGAUGGAAUGUCAACAGUGUCUAGAAGUGAAAGAAUAAGAGUUAAGUAAAUAUAUCAUACAUUUUUCAAUCUACAUAAAUCUAUUUGUAUAAAUAUACAUAUAUAUAAAUUAAUUUUAUAUCUAAUAAGUAUUUUUUUAAAAUGAUGCUCCUGUACAAUAGUAUGUUGUGUAAUUUUUAUAAAUUAUGUCUGAAGUGCGUAUAUCAUAUUUUCAUUAUUAAAAAAAUUCCAAAUAUUGGAUUCCAUAUCAAGAUAUAGAAAUAUAAUUUAUAUUUCUAGAAUUAUAUCGAUUAUAUUAUAUAUACAUAUAUUUACAUAUGAGUAUAAUAAUAAAUGAUAAUGAUAAAAAAUUAACUUUGUCUUCAUAAACUACAUCUUUAUAAAAUAUACAUAUAAUUAGUAAAUUUUAAUAUUUUGUGAAUGUAUAAAUGCUUUUGUAAAAUACUGUUCAAAUAUGUAUAUCUUACUCAAAAGAAGAGCUAUAAAUCUCUGUUUUAAAAGGAAUCCAUCAUUGAUGGGAAUUUUUUUAAUAUCGAUAUAUUCUCUAAAAACAUAGUACGA